AUGACUUUUGGACGUCGGGAAGGCAUGAAUAUGCGGUCGUACUUCGGAUGCUCCGGUUUGGUCUUUAGCGAGAAAUGUAUUUUGGCGGAUCUACUUAGCAGGAUCAGAGUUGCUCAGCAGAGUGAUCAGAGUUUGUUGGAUGCGACGAGAGUGACUGGUUCUAAGUAUGAGGUCUCUGCAAAUGGGACUAUCUUGGUCCGUGGGCGAGUUUGUGUGCCUAAGGAUGUGGAGUUGAGACAUCAGAUUUUGGGAGAGGCUCAUGCGAGCAAGUUUUUCAUUCAUCCAGGUGCGACCAAGAUGUACCAUGACCUCAAGAGGUACUAUCAUUGGGUCGGGAUGAAGAGAGAUGUAGCAGACUGGGUUGCGAAGUGCAACACUUGUUCCUUGGUGAAGGCAGAGUAUCAUGUUCCAGGUGGUCUUUUGCAGAGUUUACCCAUUCCAGAAUGA
Microthlaspi erraticum is the source of this 447-nucleotide messenger RNA. NCBI's taxonomy places the organism in Eukaryota, Viridiplantae, Streptophyta, Magnoliopsida, Brassicales, Brassicaceae. The record is from the annotation of a GenBank genome assembly.